AUGCCCCGGGACGAGCGAGGGGCGACAGUCCGAACCUUCCUCCGAAGGAGGAGGCUGCGGGACGAGCGGGCUGCCGGCACUGAGGACACCCCGCUCCCAGUGCGAUGCUCCCACCGGGAUAUUCCGCAGAAAACCGAAUUCCAGCGCGUGUUCAGCACCACUGGAGGCUUCCACGAAAGCUCGGCGGGCGGAAGCCGAGCCCUCCCCCCGGGCCGCGCCGGGGCCGCUCCGGGAACGCGCCGGGAACGCUCCGGGGUCGCCCGGGGGCCGCUCCGCGCCGGGGCCACCAUGGCUUCUUCCAUCGGCAGCUUCUUCCGACGGAGCCUCCGGCGCCCCGGGCGCAGAGAAGGAAAGGACGAGGCCUCUGCUGCAGAAAACAACCCCCCCCGGGUGCCCCAGGGGAAGGUGGGGGACAGGAGCUCGAUCCUCUGCUCUGGGCAGUUCUUCUUCGAGUACCUGGUGGUGGUGUCGCUCAAGAAGGUCUCAGAGGGACGCUACGAACCCAGAAUCUCCUACCAGUUCCCAAAGCGUGAGAACCUACUGAAGGGCCAGAGGGAGGAGGAGGAACGUCUGCUCACAGCCAUCCCCCUCUUCUGCUUCCCUGACGGCAACAACUGGGCCCCUGUCACCGAGUUCCCAAGUGAAACCUUCUCAUUCGUGCUGACCAACGUGGAUGGCAGCAGGAAGAUUGGGUACUGCCGGAGGCUGCUGCCCUCUGGCCGGGGCGUCCGGCUCCCGGAGGUCUUCUGCAUCAUCAGCUGCCUGGGCUGCUUCGGGCUCUUCUCCAAGAUCCUGGACGAGGUGGAGAAGCGACGCCAGAUCUCCAUGGCUGUGAUCUACCCCUUCAUGCAGGGCCUGCGGGAAUCGCCCUUCCCGGCUCCCGGGAAAUCCGUCACCAUCAGGAGCUUCAUCCCCGAGUCGGGCACUGAGCUCAUCGAGCUCACCCGGCCCGUGGAUGCCCGCCUGGAGCACGUGGAAUUCCAGGCUCUGCUCCAGCGGCUCAGCCCCGACCUCAUCCUGCACAUCUUUGCCUCGGCCGUGCUGGAGCGGAGGCUCAUCUUCCUGGCAGAGGAGCUCAGUGUCCUGUCCCAGUGUAUCCACGCCGUGGCUGCUCUGCUGUACCCCUUCACCUGGGCACACACCUACAUCCCUGUGGUCCCCGAGUGCCUCCUGGACACCGUCUGCUGCCCCACGCCCUUCAUGGUGGGCAUCCAGCUGCGGCACCUGGAGCGGGUCCUGGAGCAGCCCAUGGAGGAGGCCCUGAUGGUGGAUCUGUGCCAAGGGAAGAUCAUCCGGGCGGUGGGGGAUGAGGAGCAGAUCCUGCCCGUGAAGCUGCAGAACGAGAUGCUGACGGCCCUGACCAAGCACAACUACAACAACAACGUGCUCAGUAAGGAUGGGUCUUUAUUCCCACUAAACACAGGCUGGAGCUGCCCCGGGGCCCUCGGCCAAGGGACGCUCCUGAAGGGACCUGGACCGGGAUGCUCCUGCCCCUCUUUGCAACCAAAUGCAGCCACAGGAGGGAAAUCCCUUGGCUUUUCCUCUGUCUGCUGAAACCUGUGAGCAGGAACAGCGAAUUCUGCUGGAAAAAUGAAGCUUGGCCAAUGUAAAGGGUUUGGAAAGGAACAACAGCCAGGGCUCCCUCAGCAAAGUGGGUCUGGGGUUUGGUCACUGGCACAGGGGCUUGGAGCGAGUGAUUCCUUGGGGUGCAAACACAGAGCAGGGUAAAAUAUCAUCCAAUUAUAUAUUAUUGAGCCAUUAGAGAGUGUCCAAAGGAGGCAAUGAGGAGGGGGAAGGGCCUCAAGGGGCUGAGGGCACUUGGUGUGUUGAGCU
This is a messenger RNA of Corapipo altera (White-ruffed manakin), 1833 nucleotides long. RefSeq names its product DENN domain containing 2D (gene DENND2D). The transcript has 11 exons. Lineage: Eukaryota; Metazoa; Chordata; Aves; Passeriformes; Pipridae. Gene Ontology annotation, cellular component: cytosol; nucleoplasm. The record is from RefSeq and is a predicted model, not a curated record. The coding region runs from base 1 to 1554 and encodes 517 amino acids.